Molecule: messenger RNA, 529 nt
Organism: Rubroshorea leprosula
Lineage: Eukaryota; Viridiplantae; Streptophyta; Magnoliopsida; Malvales; Dipterocarpaceae
Source: the annotation of a GenBank genome assembly
AUCUGCCAAUCCAAUCACAACUAUUUGGUUGAGCACUUCCCACAACUUCCUUUACAAACUGAUCAAAAUUCCCUGCAACCUCCUACUCAACAAGCUCAGACGGUUCGACUCCACUCCAGCCCUCAUGCAACAUGGGUGUUUUCUCAAUCCUUUAUAAAUACUCUUCUUCUUCCUUUGCAAAAAUCUUUUACAUUUUUCUGCAUUUGACACAUGGUAGGAUUCGGUUAAGGCUUUCAUGCAUUUGGAGUUCUAUUACUCCUCUGAGACUGGAGCAUGAGGGUGGAUUGGACCCAGUUGGAAUCGAUGAGAAUGGAGAAUCCAUGUUGUUAAGGAGAAGAAACAUGCUCAGCAGUUCAGAAACCUACUGCAAGAGGGUCGUAUCGUAUUUAUACCAUCUCCAAUUUCAGCUGUGUUACGGUUGCGAAUAAUGGGCCCGUGGGAAGAUUAGAGAAAAUCAGAUUCAAUGGAGGCAGCCAAGUUGUUGAGGAAGUAGAAGAAGGCACCGUUGCUAUAAAGUGCCGUGUUUUUG